AUGGAGUUAGAAAUAUAUGAUGAUAGCGAUAGGAACAUCUGGGAUGACGAGAAAUAUGACCGCUUUGACAGGUCUAUGGCAGAUCUCAAACGGUUCUUGACCAAGUGGAUAAUUGAGACAUGCAAGCUAGAUGCAUGUAUGCACUUGUUUCUAGUUGAGCUCAACGACAUUCGCAGGAGUGCCAAAGGCCAUCCUAAGCUUCUGGAUUUCACCGAAUUCGAAGACAACCACCGGAUGAGAUUGCACCGCGCAUCAGUGAAGCUGGAAGACGAUAUUAAUUGCCUCAUUCCGGGGUUUUGGGAUAGCAAGACUGAGUGCAAUAUCCUGGAUCAGGAAAAGAUGAGGGAAAAGCUCCAGCAACGUUGGACGCAGCUCAAUGGCUCCACGUCUCUCACAAGUCUUCUCAAUGCUGCCGUCUCCAAAUACCGUCGACAGACUGAGGAUACAAGACAGCAUUCAGAGCCUCCUAAGUUAUGCCAAGUCGCGUUUGAAAAGGCUUGUCACCAGUUAAAGGGUUCUGUCUCUGGUGAAAAGGCAUCGGCAACUUUUGCCUGUGGAGGGACAAUAUCGAUUGGAGACAAGCCAUCUCCGGCCAUUCACCGAGUAUCACCGCCCGUUCGUAUUGCUUGGACUGCUAAAGAUGAUUCCGAGGAGCGAAAGAUUGUUUUAUCACUCAGUGAUUCUCCUAGUGCUGGUGUUGAUAAACUUCUCCAAUUGGUUUCAGACUGCGAAGCCGCCAGUUUUGGUAUGGGAGAACAAGAUAUCAUUGAUCCUAAAUAUCGAAAAGCCGGAAAGCUCGAUCCACAUCGGUUCUUAAGCAGCCUUUAUCCGGCCGAUUUUAGAGUGCUUGAUGAUAUGGAGCAAUUUCUAUUGCCAAACUUCAAUAGUGAGGUGGAAAAUAAACUCCCUUUUCGAAGGCUCAGCACGGAGCUCUACAAACUCAAUAUCUAUUCUGGGCCAGAUGGUGUUUUUCGAAAGCAUGUUGAUACCCCUCGCUCUGAUUCUCAAAUUGGCUCUCUUGUUGUUUGUUUACCAUCCGUGUUCAAAGGCGGCAAGCUAAUUGUUCGGCAUAAUAAUACCAUUACUGAGUUUGAUUGGAGCUCUCAUAGCUCCUCGGAAAUCCAAUGGGCUGCAUUUUACAGCGACUGUGAGCAUGAGAUCAGCAAAGUCACUGAGGGCAAUCGAAUCAUUUUGACAUACAACCUCUAUGUUGCUAACUCGGGCUGCGGAUCUCUUCCUCGCAACGUUAAUGUCGACCCCCGAACACUACCCUUAUAUAGAUCCUUGAAGGAUGCUAUAGCCGAGCCCGGCUUCAUGAAGGAUGUUAUUUCAUACACUCUUAAUAUCCCUCGGCCGUAG
This is a messenger RNA of Penicillium canariense, 1359 nucleotides long. RefSeq lists its product as uncharacterized. The transcript is spliced from 4 exons. Lineage: Eukaryota; Fungi; Ascomycota; Eurotiomycetes; Eurotiales; Aspergillaceae. The record is from RefSeq and is a predicted model, not a curated record. Bases 1 to 1359 code for a protein of 452 amino acids.